Messenger RNA from Paramisgurnus dabryanus, 4873 nucleotides. RefSeq names its product microtubule associated tumor suppressor candidate 2b (gene mtus2b). Gene Ontology annotation, cellular component: nucleus; cytoplasm. The record is from RefSeq and is a predicted model, not a curated record. Gene Ontology annotation, molecular function: microtubule binding. NCBI's taxonomy places the organism in Eukaryota, Metazoa, Chordata, Actinopteri, Cypriniformes, Cobitidae.
UGGUUGUCAUUGACGUUUUUUCUCCUCACACAAAGCUGAUGAGGGGUUGGCUCUUGAGAGUGAAAGGAGGUGUGGUUUCCAUUUUCAUUUGGAUGUUAAUAUUUGAUCAGCGCUCCAGCUUUGAACGUUGUAAUUGCUGCUUUCAUUUGAAGAAGAGAGGGUGAGACGCUUGACAAAAGAGAGUGGUCUGCACACGCAUGUAAAGAAAGACAGAUGUUUCACUAAUCCAGGUCUCUUCUAGGUUAGCUGGUCUGAUUAGUGAACAGGUGCAAUGUGAAUGCAUCAUGGGAAGGGAGAGGAAUUUCAUGCAUUUUAAUGACUAUGACAGCUACUUUAGCGUCCUGCGGCUGGCAGCAUUACUGUCAAUAGCAGUCUGAACAUGUUACAGUGCAGUGAAAGAGGAAUAGCAAAGAGGAAGCAUUCACAAAAACACUCAUGGGCAGUGGGUGUGAGUUUCAUGUUGACGCCUGGAGGGACACGCCGUUAAAGACAACCACUGAUGUCAACUGAAGAUCAAUACUGUAUCUCUACCGCCAUUGUGAAAGAUGCCAAUACUUACUUUAGCUUUAAGCUUAAAAGCUGAAAUGGGUCCAGACCUCAAAGGAGGAUCAACAAGACUAAACACAAGAGCUUAGGAACACAGAACCCUCUGGAAAGAUGAGUGUGAAUGAUGAAAAUGUCAGACCUUUUGGGACCAGCAAUGAAGAAUGCUGUGGGGAAGUCAGGAACAACAACAGACAUGCUGAAAAAUCCUUGGAUGGAGAUGCCAAUGCUAAUGAAAUCCAAAAAAGGGAUGAAGGGACUUUGGAGGUCAAUGGCACAAUGUCCUCUUUGGUGUUUCACACUGAAGAACAGGUGAAGAUGAUAAUCCAGAGCACUGAUUCCCCAUGUGAAGACCCAGAGCUUGCUGAGUUUGAGAUGCUGGAAAGUCAGGAACUAAGGGACGAGAACACUAUUCCUAAAAAGCCUGCUAUAGAUAAAUGUAUGUCCUCCUUGCUAACUUCAAUAGAGCAAGAUUCCACUGUUUGCUUUCAGUCUACGAGCAAAGAAAAGGUGGCCAGCAUAGUUAAGACAGAGGUUAGCUUUGAGAAUGAUGUUUUUGAGUCUUGCUUCUCCACAAUGUCUAGUCUUGGAGACAGUUUUGCUAGUGCCCUUGACCAUGUCAGUCGAUCUCACAGCUCUAAUUCAUGCCAUGCUUCUUUAGGUCCCUACCGAACUCUCUCUGAGGACCUUACUCUUGCCUCCCAGUCUUGUUGUCUAACCAUAUCAGAUAAAAGUCGAAUCUUUCAACACACAGAGGACAAGCAUCAUCAAAGAGAAAAAAACACAACACACAUUGUAAGUGUUGAUCUCAAUCUUAACUCUACCACUUUUCCAGAGGAACCUCUUUUAGAAGCACAAGUAAACCAACCAGCUACACACUUUGAAACAGAUGAGAGCUCAGGUCCGCUGACAAAUAGAUUGAGUGAUUGUAGCAUUGUAAGGGCCAACGAGGUCCCUAAUGAAUCAGGAAGUGCAGGUCAGGACAAGGCAGAAGAAUCUGAAAUUCUUGUUAUGGCACAAGACACAGAUCCACAGAAAGAAAUAUAUACUACUAAAUCUGGUCAACCUUUCAUCCAAGAUAACAGACAGCCUGCAAGAAAGUUUUCCCAGCAUUCCAUUAGUGAUUUGAAGAAUAAACUUAAAUCUUACGAGGAGGAAUCUCCUGACUUGAAUCUUAAUCAAUCAAAACCAAACUUAACAGGUUCAUCCGUCCACUCUAGUUGUCCUGAACCACAACCGUACAAGAAGCAAGCAUCUUUUGAAAAAGCACGAAGUUCUAGUACAUCGAGUUUGGAAAGGAGAAAACCUUGGGGUAGCCCGUCUCGCCAUGAUGCACCUCAAUCCCCUAAAACUUCCGGUUCACCUAGAAAACAACCACCUUCAUCACCAGCCAGAGUUAUCAGCACAAAAGAGGCAAGUCAAGAACGUAGUGAAACUCCACAGAAGGGCACCAGUGGUCUGAGGCAAGCAAGUAAAAGCUUUCUCAGCAGUAGUAGUAUUCCAAAACCUUUCCUUCCUCAACAUCCUCAACAUGAGUCUGAACCUAAGAAGUCCUCUCCAGCACAGAAACCCAAAAACGUCAGACCAAAAAUCAUCACCUCUGUCCGCAAGAGCCCUCAGGCAAAGCCAGCUUCCGAGGGCCCCUACGAAGUAUCGACACUACCGCCCAGACUUACACCAUAUGUCAGCUCUCCAGCCCCCAAAGACCUCAAGACUGAGGGGUCCAGAGGUUCACCUGUGUUGAGUUCAUCUAAUAUUCUUUAUGAUAAGUAUCAGCAGAACAUACAGAGGUCAGGGAAUUACUCCCCUCCAGGAGUAUCUGGAAUCAGGCCACUUAAUCAGAACGUUCCACACAAAAUGGUGGGCAAAUCAGAGAGUUUCCAUAGAGAGCUGCAAGAUGAAUACUUACACGAGGGUAGUAAAGGGGUGCCGCUGAGUUCCCAUGAUGUUGCGGGUGUUUUCCGCUUUCCCAGAGCAUUAAGGCCUCAGCUUGGCCUUGGUGCUGUCACGAGACAGCCUGCUGCUAAGAGCAGGGUGGUUUCACAAGGCCAAAGGUCAGCAUCACCCCUGAGCUAUGCGGCUACAGCUGGUCCGGCUCCAAACACUCAACAGGAACCCACAGUGGAUCAGAAGAGAAUGGCAUCAAGUGUGCCCCCCAAAUUUUUAAUCCCCAAACCGGGUCAGUCUGGACUGCGUCCACCGGGGUUCUCACAUCUGCCUCCUGCCCAACUGGCUGCCUUUGGCUUCGUCCGCAGUGCCAGUGUGUCUUCUGUCUCCAGCAACCAAUCAAACGAUAGCACACACAGUGACCCCUGCCGAUCCAGCCGUCCAAACAGUGCCAGUGAGGAGACUCUCCUCUGUCGCGCUCCUCUUCCCUCUGCUGAGAGCAGCAGUAGCCGGAGUCCUCACCGCGGCAGCCCCCCACCCCUCACCCGUCGCUCUCUCCUCCCGCCUCCUCGCGGCUCGCCCGUGGCCUCUAGAAAAGAAUUUCAGAGAGAUGAAAUCAUACGGCCCAUUGUGUCGUCCCCGAAGAGGUUUGCAGUGGUCUCUCCCAAACCUCAGUCCCCUGUGCGUCAGAAGUCAUGUGUGGCUCGUCUGGGUGGUCGUGUGGAGGGUGUGGAUGCUGAGAGGGAGCGACUGAUGGUACAGAAGCUGAGAGAGAGGUGUAUAGAUCAGGCCCAGAAACUGAUCACACUGCAGGAUGAGCUCAGGAGAUCCUCACGCUGUCUGGAUGUGUUCGUCAUUACUACACAACACUUCUGCCGGAAGAGCGAGAGCGCUGCCGUGAAGGAGAGGGAGUUAUCCCUGCAGUUAGCCAGGAUCAGGGAUGAAGUGGAGGUCAGUGUUCAGAGGUGGGAGUGUCUGCAGGGUGAGAAGGUCCAGCUGGAGCAGAGUUUUGAGCGGGAGCUGAAGGGACUUCAAGAGGAGCAACAGAAGGACCUCAAGGCUUUGCAGGAGAGACUGGUAGAGGAGCACCGCUCUGAGAUACAGCGACUUCAGCAGCAGCAGAAGAACCGCUUGGAGCUUCUCCUCACCCAACACCAGGAACAGGUGGAGGAGAUGAGUGAAAGUCAUGAGACAGCCCUCAAAGAGAUGGAAGUGACUCACAUUGCGGCACUGGCCACUCUACAGGAGGAACAUAACAGAACCGUCAAGAACCUCAGGAUGGCACAUGAACAACAGAAGAAAUCAAUGGAAGAGGAAUUUGAGAAGCUAAGACUCUCACUGCAGGAUCAGGUGGACACACUGACAUUUCAGAACCGCUCUCUGAGAGACCGGGCCAAACGUUUUGAAGAAGCUCUACGCAGAAGCACAGAUGAGCAGAUAGUGGAUGCACUCGCACCCUAUCAGCAUAUCGAGGAGGACCUCAAAAGUCUUAAGGAAGUCCUGGAGAUGAAAAACCAACAGAUUCACGAACAAGAACUCAAGAUUUCAGAGCUCGAAAAAAUGGCCCAAAAGAAUGUCCUGUUGGAGGAGCGUAUUCAGGUGCUACAGCAGCAAAAUGAAGAUCUAAAGGACAGGAUUGACCGCAACCUUGCUAUGUCCAGGCAACUUUCAGAGGAAAACGCAAAUCUGCAGGUGUAUGUGGAGAAGGAGAGCAAUGAGAAGAAGCGACUGAGUCGCACCAAUGAAGAGCUUAUGUGGCGUCUGCAGACGGGCGAGUUGAGCCCUCGAAUGUCUCCCACCCAGUCGCCCCUCCAUCGACCGGCCUCUAGUCCACCGUCACCCUCCCGAAUACAGACCUUCCCUAGAUGAGUCACCCCGUUUUUCCACCUUUCUUUCUCUCUUUUGCAAAUUUUGUCUAUCAUCCUCAAAUUACAUUUCACAUCAUGUGGAUUCUCACCGGAAAAGAAGAUGCUCACAUGAUCACAUUAUUUUCCUGAUCAUCUCACCCCUGACUCUACAGUUUUGCCAUCUCAGGCAAAUAUUGGGAACAUACAUUUCUUGUUAAUUCGUUUUCAUUUUAUAAAUAUACAACAGGAUCGCGAGUGUUUGUCUCAUACAUUUCCAAACAUUAAUCAGGAGAGCAUUAUUAACUAGGACUAUUUUCCUUCGAAGAAAAACCACCCACCAGCAACCCUCUGUGAGCCUAAGCAUUAUUUGAUAACUGACAUGCACCUGACAGAGUAUUACAGCAAGAUAUUUAAAGGCAAUUGUUAAUCAAAUGCUAUCAUUUUUUUCUUCUUGGAAAUAGGGACCCAAAAUUUUGUAAUGUAGUUUUAAUUUACAUUUAAAAGGAAAUAUCAUCCAAACAUUUAUUUUUCUUAAAGGGGUAGUUCACCCAAAAAUAAAUUCUGUCAUCAUUUACUCACUCUCAUGUUGUUACAAA